Molecule: messenger RNA, 351 nt
Organism: Staurois parvus
Lineage: Eukaryota; Metazoa; Chordata; Amphibia; Anura; Ranidae
Source: the annotation of a GenBank genome assembly
AUGUCCCCCCUGCAGUGUCCUCGGCCAUCUCCUCCGGCCGAUGCUGGCAUUCAUCUCCCGGGUUCCAGUCCCUGCGAGCGUCAGGACAUACGGGGUGUAUGGGGGACAGAACCGGCGGGAAAUUCAAAAAUGUAAAAUAAAAUCAUAUAGUAAAACAUUACUGUAUCAAACCAUUUCACAUACAUUUUGUCCCUAGUGCUUUGUCCUGUGCCCUGCCUGCAUUUUUACUGUUCUUUCUGCCUGGAAACUGAGAAAUGUCCAUGGUGUCCAAAAAGAGUCCCUUUAGGUCAAAAGCGGUUUUAGACCAACUAGAAAACAGCGAUAGUAAAUCAGAACCACUUGCAGAAUUGA